AUGAAUACUACUUCACUACGUUCCAAGCAAACCCAAAACUUUGUCAAGAAGAGCCUUCGAGCCAUCUCUUCCACAACAAAAGCAGCAUCCACAUUACCAAGCAACGGUUCUCUCAUGUCCUGGAAUGAUGGUAAUAUUCAAAACGCUGUUGGUUCCACUCGCAAGGUCUCUGUUGCCUCGGCGAAUGCUGGAAGUGACGACGGCGACGACAACUUUCCCAUGAAAUUGUCUCACUUUAUUCAGAGACGCCGCACCGAACAACAAGUCGAUGAACAUCAUCAUUAUUACUCCCAACAAGCACAUCAGCAAACACAAACACUCCAAGAGAAAUGGUCCAAACUCGCUUCACUCACCAUGGAUCCCAGUAUUGGUGACCUGGCAAAAGCUUUUCAUGUCGAAUCAUCUCAAGAAUCGUCUUUGUCCGCAUUACCACAGACACUGACAGAAGCCAUGUCCGACUCGAGACCAUGCAUGAUUUCCUCCGUUGAUGAUCCCUUUAAAAUUGUCAAUGUCAAUCAAGCUUGGUGUCACGCUUAUGGCUACUCCAAGGAUAAAGUGUUGAAUCAAAAUAUGGUAAAGUUGUUGGGCAACUCGCAAGCGUUGGAAGACUUUGUAUCAGAGCAAUUGAUGUGGAACGAAUCGACAUCCACAAAAGCAACCAAAAUGCCUCCAGCUACAAUGCAUUAUAGCAGAGAUGGAACUCCUGUUAACGAACCAUUGCGAGUGGGAACCCUCUCCAUUGGUGCCGAUGUCUCGGAUCGUUACAUUGUCUGUGUGACGGAAAUGGAGUCUACCUUUGACAAUGCUUCUUCCUUUUCCAUUCCACCACCAACACCUGCCACACAAAAGAAUCAGAAUCAGAUGGUUACGUGUCUGGAAGAUUAUCAUUUGCAGCAAGGGUGGUUUGGACAAGCAGGUUUGGCCUAA
Cylindrotheca closterium is the source of this 927-nucleotide messenger RNA. Lineage: Eukaryota; Bacillariophyta; Bacillariophyceae; Bacillariales; Bacillariaceae. The record is from the annotation of a GenBank genome assembly.